AUUCUGGUACCUUUAAUUGAAGUAAUUUUUAACGGUAGCAUUUAGUUCGUCAUGAAACAUUUAUUCGUUCUUACGUUCGCUGUUGUAGCAGCUUUGUGUAUUGCUAUAUCACAAGGUGUCAGUUCUAAAUAUGGUUUUAAAGGAAUGCACGAUCAGAUGUUGCACAGACAAUUUAUCAUAAAAUCUGGAUCUUGGUGGAAGAAAACCACUCGGACAUAUAGAUAUCCUCCAACGGGUUAUUCGAACAACAGGAUUAUCCAUGCUAUUUAUCUCACGGAUCAAACGGGAGGAAAAAACACUAGCACAGGACACGGUUCAUUAUCGGAUGGUGGGCCAGGGUACAAUUUUGUAGUUAUGCACUUUAAAGCUCCGCGUAAUUGUCCGUUGAAUUUCACUAUGGAAAUCUAUGCUUAAUGAUAUGUGUUAGUAAACAAAGGAGAAACUCCUUACAAAAUUAUCUUAUUUGGAACUUAAAUCAUGUGAAAAAAAUAUCAAAAAUAAAUCUUUCUGUGGUUUAAUGUA
Episyrphus balteatus (marmalade hoverfly) is the source of this 522-nucleotide messenger RNA. Its product is annotated as probable salivary secreted peptide. The coding region runs from base 52 to 414 and encodes 120 amino acids. Lineage: Eukaryota; Metazoa; Arthropoda; Insecta; Diptera; Syrphidae. The transcript has 2 exons. The record is from RefSeq and is a predicted model, not a curated record.